CCCCCCCCCCCCCCCAAGGACAGGCUCGAUCUAACGCCUCGGAGCUGGGAAAAGAAGGUGAUAAACUCUGAAGAUCCGACAAGUCAGCAGAGCCUUUUUCAGGCGAUUAGCGGCAUCGUGCUGGUCGUCAACCGUGCCAGCGGCACGCUGGUCAGUGGUCUAACUCUGUUGUUCGCCUCGACCUGCCUGGGAUGCGGGCUUCAACCUACACCCUCCGCUACUUGUGGCCUUUGAUAGCUGCAGCGGUCGUUGAAGCAGUAAUCUCGCCCAAGGUCUUCAUCAUCGCCUUCUAUGGCGACGAAGGAAACGCCUGGCUUGAUAUUCCUGAUUUCAACCUCCUUGCGCAGAACAUCACAGUUCCAGGCGUAUCCGUGAAGUUCCCCGACGUCCACUGCACGGAGGACGGUUCGAUAUGUCAGCUAGUUGCAGGCGAAGGGGAGAUCAAUGCUGCCAUAAGCGCGUUCUCUCUCGUCGUAUCGCCGCUUUUCAAUCUCACCAAUACCUACUUCCUGCUCGCUGGAGAUGGGGGCAUCAACCCCAAGGUAGCAACCAUCGGAUCUGUCGCCUUUGCCCAGUUCGCCGUGCAAGUGGCGCUGCAAUACGAGAUCGACGCUCGCGAGAAACCCGACAACUUCUCGAGCGGGUACAUCCCGCAGGGCUCCACGUCCACCGACUCGUACCCGCGGUAUAUCUACGGCACCGAGGUGUUCCAGCUCAACGAUGCACUGCGUCAGCACGCCAUGGCCUUCGCACGGACAGCGACGCUCACGGACUCGCCCGUUGCGCAGGCCUACCGUCAGCAGUACGCCAACGUGCCCGAGUUCGCACCCGCCCUCGCGCCGCCGGCCGUCGUGGGUUGCGACACCGCGACGUCGGACAACUGGUGGAGCGGUGCGCUCCUCGGCGACGCGUUCGCGCACUUCACGACGCUGGUCACGAACGGCUCGGCGACGUACUGCACGACGCAGCAGGAGGACAGCGCAGUGCUCGAGGCGCUGCUGCGCGGGCAUCUCCUGCGCCGUGUCGACUUCGGCCGCGUGCUGCACAUGCGCACGGGCUCCGACUUCGAUCGCCCGGGUCCUGGCGUGAGCGUCGCAGAUAACCUGUUCUACGCCCAGGGCGGCUACGGGCCCGCCUUGCGCAACCUGUACCUUGCAGGCGUCAAGGUCGUGAAGGGCAUCGUCGACGACUGGGAUGCGACCUUCGCGGCAGGCGUGCGGCCAAAGAACUACAUUGGCGAUGUAUGGGGCUCGCUCGGAGGGGACCCGCCUUUCGGGCCUGGGAGCAUAUUCAAGGGCAAAGGAGCCAUUGCAUUGCCAAUUCGUGAAUGGAUGCGCGACAUGUCGACUUCAGCAUGA
Molecule: messenger RNA, 1358 nt
Organism: Rhodofomes roseus
Lineage: Eukaryota; Fungi; Basidiomycota; Agaricomycetes; Polyporales; Fomitopsidaceae
Product: purine nucleoside permease
Exons: 4
Coding region: 192-1358 (388 amino acids)
Biological process (GO): transmembrane transport
Cellular component (GO): endoplasmic reticulum
Source: RefSeq, a predicted model, not a curated record